Molecule: messenger RNA, 855 nt
Organism: Lathyrus oleraceus (garden pea)
Lineage: Eukaryota; Viridiplantae; Streptophyta; Magnoliopsida; Fabales; Fabaceae
Exons: 2
Coding region: 1-855 (284 amino acids)
Molecular function (GO): nucleic acid binding
Source: RefSeq, a predicted model, not a curated record
AUGGAUCCAAUCAAGUACAUCUUAGAGAAGCUUGCUCUAACCGGUAGAGUAGCCCGUUGGCAAAUGGCUUUAACUGAGUACGACAUCCAACAUGUCACUCAAAAAGCUAUCAAAGGGAGUGUACUGUCAAAUUAUCUUGCACAUCAACCUUUUGAGGACUACCAAUCUAUGUGCUUUGAUUUCCCUGAUGAGGAUAUCAUGUUGAUAAGGGAUUGCAACAUCCCCGACCCCGAGGAAGGACCAAAACCUAGAUCUCGGUGGACACUUGAGUUUGAUGGAGCUUUUAACCUUCAUGGCAAUGGCAUUGAGGCAGUCAUCACCUCCCCGACUGGUUUUCACUUACCCUUCACUGAAAGGUUGUACUUUGAAUAUACCAAUAAUAUGGCGGAGUACAAGGCUUUUUAUGGAGAUUCAGCCUUGGUCAUCAUCCAAGAUAAAUGGGAUUGGGAAGCCCGAGAUCACAAGUUGAUCCCUUACAAGGAGCGUGUCCUAAAGCUGAUCUUGUACUUAGACGAGAUUACAUUCCAUCACAUCCCUAGAAAGGAAAACCAGUUGGUCGACGCCAAAGAAAAUAUUUCACCCAUGUUUAAGGUAGAAUGGAAAAAUGAAGCACCAUCUUUCCACCUUGACUACUUCGACGAGACUGCUUAUUGUUUGGCAGCCGAAGACGGAGUUGAUGGCCAUCCUUGGUACAAUGACAUCACGAGGUUUUUGGGAAGCCAAGAAUAUCCUGAGAACGCAUCUAUCACCGACAAGAUGUACCUUUGUAAGUUGUCUACCAAGUUCUUUUUAAGUGGAUGGGUACUGUGCAAAAGGAAUUAUGAUUCGAUCUUGCUUAGAUGUGUAAAUAAAUAA